AUGGAUCGUAGCAGAAGACGAGACCGUCGCGAAACCGCUGCUGAAGCCAUUGCACGGUCCGUUAGCAGACGGCGAUCACCAGCUACAGCCGCCGCCAUUCCGGCAUUAGGCCGUGGCCGGGACAUCGAUCGACCAGCAACUGCAGCCGCCGCCAUUCCGGCAGUAGGCCGUGGCCGGGACAUUCAUCGACCAGCUGAUGCAGCCACCGCCAUUCCGGCAGUAGGCCGUGGCCGGGACAUCGAUCGACCAGCUGCUGAAGCCGCCGCCAUUCCGGCAGUAGGCCGUGGCCGGGACAUUCAUCGACCAGCUGAUGCAGCCGCCGCCAUUCCGGCAGUAGGCCGUGGCCGGGACAUCGAUCGACCAGCUGCUGAAUGGCUGAAUGCCAAUGGACGCGGACGUAAGUUGUUAGCACUAACAGGAGAAGCCGUUCGGCCAGCCGGCCUUGAACAACCACUUCUGCAACCACCGGAAUUGAGUUACCAAUUUGAUGACCUCGAGAGGACAACACGCGAAAAGGGUGAACGCUUAUUCGACGCUAAUAGGCAAGUCCUUUACGAGCAAACCUGCGAUGACAUCGAUACCUGGAUGUCUGACCUGGAGAAACAGAUGGUGACUGGAGGCACUGGCGAGGACUUGGCCUCUGUCAACAUCUUGAUGCAGAAGCAGCAGAUGAUUGAAACGCAGAUGGCAAUCAAAGCCCAGCAGGUGUCUGAAAUGGGCGCACAGGCCGAGUAUUUGGAGCGCAUGACGCCCGAGAAGGUGGAAGACAUUCAACAGAAGAAGGAAGCUGUCGAAAGAAGAUUCGAUGAGCUGAAAGCACCACUGGUCAGACGCCAACGCGAUUUGGAGAAGAAGAAGGAAGCAUACCAAUUCCGUCGCGACGUCGAGGACGAGAAGCUCUGGAUCUCAGAUAAGAUGCCGUUGGCCACUUUCAGCGACAAUGGCAAUUCACUCUUCAACGUCAACGUCUUGAAAAAGAAGAACCAGUCACUGAGAACAGUAAUCGACAACCAUGAACAGCGCAUUCACUUGGUAUGCAACAACGGACAGAAAUUGAUCGACGAAGAUCACGCCGAUUCUGAAGAGUUCUCCAACCUCAUCGAAGAAUUGCUCGAUACUUGGCAGACACUGAAAGACGCCAUGGAUAAUCGACGAGCCAAACUGUUGGCUUUUAUACGUACCCAGCAGUACUUUUUCGAUGCCAGCGAGGCCGAGUCAUGGAUGAGCGAACAGGAACUGUACAUGAUGGUGGAAGACCGCGGAAAAGAUGAAAUUUCAGCCCAGAACUUGAUGAAGAAACAGCAAACUUUGGAACUGGCCGUGGAAGACUACGCCGAGACCAUCCGCUCUCUUGGAGAGACAUCCACCCAGCUUAUCACUGAAGGACAUCCAGACAGUGACCAGAUUGCCGUUCGACAAGCCCAGGUUGACAAAUUGUACGCUUGGCUCCGCGAUCUGGCACAAGAACGCCGUGCCAAGUUGGAAGAAGCUUUGCAGCUCUUCAUGCUUAGCCGCGAAGUCGACGAUCUCCUCCAAUGGAUCAAUGAUCGUGAAGUCGUUGCCGGCUCUCACGAACUCGGUCAGGAUUACGAUCACGUCACACUUCUCUGGGAAUGCUUCAAGGAAUUUGCGAGACACUGAAACGAUCGGCACUGAACGAGUGGCAGCCGUCAACGAGAUCGCUGAUCAGCUGAUGGGUGCCCGUCACUCUGACGCCGCUACUAUCGCCGAAUGGAAGGACGAUCUGAACGAAGCCUGGGCUGAUCUCCUGGAAUUGAUUGAUACGAGAACGCAAAUGUUGGCUGCCUCACG
Molecule: messenger RNA, 1812 nt
Organism: Daphnia pulicaria
Lineage: Eukaryota; Metazoa; Arthropoda; Branchiopoda; Diplostraca; Daphniidae
Product: spectrin beta chain-like
Exons: 4
Coding region: 1-1641 (546 amino acids)
Biological process (GO): neuron development; actin cytoskeleton organization
Cellular component (GO): cortical actin cytoskeleton; plasma membrane; cell projection
Molecular function (GO): actin filament binding
Source: RefSeq, a predicted model, not a curated record